CAGCAGAGCGUCCUCUUGGAGGCUAUUGAGCACCAUUGUGCUGCGCUUGAGCUCCGCUAUCCUUGCCAUCUUGAUCGACUCAUGUCUCUCGACUCGACAAUCUCGCUGCCACUCUUCGAGCAGCAGAGUGUCCUCUCUGACCUCGAUGAGGCUGUCGAGUUCUGUUGGGUUGCGCUGGAGCUCCGUCCUCCUGCACAU
Messenger RNA from Suillus plorans, 198 nucleotides. RefSeq lists its product as uncharacterized. Lineage: Eukaryota; Fungi; Basidiomycota; Agaricomycetes; Boletales; Suillaceae. The annotation marks the transcript as partial. The record is from RefSeq and is a predicted model, not a curated record. The transcript has a single exon.